This is a messenger RNA of Aedes albopictus (Asian tiger mosquito), 1975 nucleotides long. RefSeq names its product probable serine/threonine-protein kinase DDB_G0277165. Gene Ontology annotation, biological process: peptidyl-threonine phosphorylation; peptidyl-serine phosphorylation. The transcript has 3 exons. The record is from RefSeq and is a predicted model, not a curated record. NCBI's taxonomy places the organism in Eukaryota, Metazoa, Arthropoda, Insecta, Diptera, Culicidae. Bases 1 to 1467 code for a protein of 488 amino acids. Gene Ontology annotation, molecular function: protein serine/threonine kinase activity; ATP binding.
AUGCUACUGCAAACAUCCGUCAUAAUUCUUUCUAACUAUCUCAAUUCUUUCCAUUCCAGAGAACUCAUCCACCGGGACAUCAAGCUGGACAACGUCCUCGUUUUCCGGUCGGACUUUGCCCGCAUCAAACUGUGCGACUUUGGCGAGUCACGUCGUGUCGGGGAGGAAGUUCUCCGGCGAAACGAAUGGCUUCCGUACAGCCCACCGGAGGUCCUAACGGUGAAAACUGAUGAUAAAUACAAGACUGAUACUGCACACGACGUUUGGCAAUUUGGUAUUGUAUGUUUCGUAUGCCUGACGGGAUGUCUGCCGUGGCAGAAGGCAUCGGUGGAUGACCCCAGGUUCUACAGGUUUCAACAGUGGCACAAUGCAACGCUCACAUUUCCAAUGAAACGCUGCCCGAAGCUAUUCAAACUGCUCUCGGCAAGAGCGUGCAAAAUUUUCAAGAAAUUCCUCGAUCCCCGACCGGACCGGAGGCUGAAGACGCUGAGCGAUGUGCAGAAGUACUUGGACGACCGAUGGCUGGCCAAAAGUGCCGAAAAGGAAAUGGCUGAGAACGAACCGGACGAGCUGUGCCCGUCGAUGUAUUCCUUCCACAGUAGCGUGGACGAGAAGAACCGGCUCCUGUCGACGUUAGCCCAGUGCGGAAUCGAGACCACCGUGGAUCGAGUGGCAAAAAAGAAUCGCAUUCGCGACUGGAUCCAGUCGUCGGUGAUCAUGGAAGAGGAGGAAGAGGAUGAUUCGGGAUCUGCUACGCCGACGUCGACGGCGUCUCGGACGGCCGUUCCUGGGCAUGUUUCGUCGGUGGCGGCUAUGGAGAAAGCCGAAAAGAAGAUCCAUUCCACGGUCAAGGAUGCGUCGCAAAAACACUUCGAUCCCAGGACUGGCACCGUUCAGCUGAGUCCCAGCGAGAUGGGCUCCAAAAACGUUCACAAAGCAGAAAAUGGAAGAAGUGAUGGGAAUAAUAAUAAUAAAGCUGGCAAUAAAUCCACAAGCAACGGAAAUCAGUUCAAUUCAGCAAGGUUCUACGACGAAACGGUUCCGAUCAAUCCGCUAACCCCGAGUAACAGCGCAUCAACGACCCACGGUCUCAUGAAAGCCUUGAACUCGGUAGCAGCCAUCACAGUACCGGAGAUCAACGGACGAAAUAAGCCCAUAUCUUCAAAGUACGAGGAGUCAGCCGUGCGGGACAGUGGAUACGGAGGAUCGGUCGACAGCCAGCAGCGAAAGCCUCCUGGUGGAAUGAUCAAGCGAUCGCCGGUUCUUUCCAAACGAUCGGCAAUGAUCAAAUCAAACAACAACACCCAUGAAGAGGACCAAGAACUGGAAGAGGAGGAUCGCGAACUAUCCAAUGAUUUCGACGAGCUGGAAAUGGAUCGCGGUUCCUACGAGGGUCUCAAUGAUUCCAACGUACGACAAACGGCCAAGGAUAGCCCAUACGAUAGGUUCUUUUUCCGAAGAAAGUGAAUCGGUGUGAUUUUCUCUAGACGUAAGAGUUUUAAACAGUUACUCGCGCGCACCAUGUGAAUGCACCUCGUUCCGUUUUAUCUAUCACCGAAAAGAAGACAUUUUUUAUUGGUAGUGUUGUCGAGUUUUUCCGAGAUUGCCCGCACUAAAGAUGUUCUUUCGUAAGUUUAUUUGACUUUAAAAUAGAAUUUCACGAGCACUCUGUUCCACACAGAAUUUGUACUGACUUAUUUAGCUAUUGGUAGAUAGGCAUUAUACACACCGAUUAUGAUAAAGAAAAAAUAUUGCUCGUUUUUUUUUUUUUGGUAACAGAGAUAGAGGUGGUAGGUAGCGAAGCCAAUCAUGAUCCACCGCAAAAAAAUGCAGGUGAAAUGGCAGAUAAUAACUGCAAGAUGGCGGAUUACGAUAACGUCCGACGCGGGGGUUAUCUGCGUCAGGCUUCCAAUUAUGAUAAUUGUACUAUGGCACUUAACUCAAAUGAUGGCAAUAAAUUACCUGGACAGAACAG